UUUAAAGAAGCGACUGGGCGGUGUUUCUGGAGUCAAGUCCCUCCUUCGUUUUGGACCGCUCAGAGAGCACCCGGGACGGACGUUCUACGUAAGAGGGAUGCAGUGCGCACGCGCCUGCCGCAGUUGCCCAUGGUAACCGAGAGCCGCGUAGAGGAUGGGCUUACUAUCAAUUCUGCGUAAAUUGAAGAGUGCACCAGACCAGGAGGUUAGGAUCCUGCUCCUGGGAUUGGAUAAUGCAGGCAAAACCACACUUUUGAAACAACUGGCAUCUGAAGAUAUCACCCAUAUCACUCCAACCCAGGGUUUUAACAUUAAAAGUGUGCAAGCCCAAGGUUUCAAGUUGAAUGUGUGGGAUAUUGGUGGACAAAGGAAAAUCAGGCCAUAUUGGAGAAAUUAUUUUGAGAACACUGAUAUCUUGAUUUAUGUCAUUGAUAGUGCUGAUAGAAAAAGAUUUGAAGAAACUGGUCAAGAACUAGCAGAGCUGGUGGAUGAAGAAAAGCUAAGUGGCGUUCCAGUACUCAUAUUUGCAAACAAACAAGAUUUACUGACGGCAGCCCCCGCUGCAGAAAUUGCAGAGGGUCUGAACUUGCACACAAUCCGGGAUCGAGUCUGGCAGAUUCAGUCUUGUUCAGCCCUGACAGGAGAGGGCGUGUCGGAUGGCAUGAACUGGGUCUGCAGAAAUGUCAAUGCAAAGAAGAAGUAAGUCAAGCUGAGUUGCCUGGAACUAGAGAAACAGCAAGAGCCAAACAUGCUAGCCAGCUGCUAGUGUCUGACCAAAUAUUGUUCCAUCUGCCUGCAGCUACAGCUGUUCAGACUGGUAACCGUAGCUAGGCCUACUGCUUCUAUAGGAACUUUAUCUGUUGACUAGUACCAUCCACAUCCUCAUGCAAAUCUUUCUUUCUUCCUUUUUAAAAAGUAAAUAGUAUUAAGGGUCUCCCUAUUGUUCUUACUAGCAAUGAAAAUAGGAAUGGAUUGCUGUCUGACAUAGAGACUUCUGAUGAGCUCCACAGAGGUCAGAUUAUUAUAGCAAUAUAUAUCAGUGGCCACAUCCAUUCUGAAAUCAUUCAAGAUUCUCCUCUGGUCCAGUUCAAAACUUCUCCCAUUAUCCAAUAAAGUGAUAUUUAGUUCAUGCAAAUGCUUCAAUUUUAAAACGAUACAUACCUUAGUACAUUGCUUAUACUCAUUUGGCCAUAUGCCCAAGGGCCUGUCUUUCCUUCACAAAGACAUGUAUAAAACUCACUUUCUUAGCAAUUGGAAUGGAGAAGCAGGAUGCCAUAAUUUAAUUAAAUAAAACAACUUAUAGUGGUUGUAAUUACAUUUAUAUUUGGCCUAAACUUUCCCCAAAUGUCAGGUUUCACUAAGAGUUCUUGAAUGUUCAAGCUUAUUGCAUUGUAUUAGUCCUUGAAAAUAGUUUUUUUUUAAAUAGUGAAAGUAACUCAAAGCUCAAAAUCUUACACAAGAAGCUAUUAACAAUAGGCUUUGUCAUGUUCUGAAGGGCUUUGAUGCAAAAUUUGAUUCAGUAUACCUACAAUCUACAAAGUCAGUGAAUUUAUCUCUGGUAAUACAAGCAGUAGAAAAGUGUGAAGUGAAAGUUUUUGUCCAUUUUAAAGAGUCAUGACUUGAUGUAUUUUUUGUGAGUUGGUAUAGUUUCCCACCCAUUCUCAUUUACAUUUAAUAUUGCUAACUCUGCAGAAAGUCAUUGUCUAAAUAUCUGAAAUAUUGAAAUUUGUCAAAGAUUUAUUUUUGGCCAUGAGAAUGUUGUUGCAUCAAAAUGAAGAGCAAGAGAAGAGAACCAUAAAGAAUCAAUAAUAUUCUAAAUACAUUCCCCAGAAAGACACAUAUGCCAUAGGUUAAUGCUUCUUGCCUCUUAAAUUAUUUGCUAAAUUUUGUGGGGCUACUCUUUUGUGCUAGAGAUCACUUGUAGAAUAUAACCAGAUUAUUAGACUGGAAAAAUAUGGAAAUUGAAAUAUUCCCUUUUGUUCCUGGAGGAAAUAAGACUGUUUUAGUAAUCCUCAAACCAUGGGCAUAUAUUUUGGGGAACCAGACAGCACUAGCUUCUUUCAAAUAUUUUUUAUCCAAUCACUAUCUUGUGAUCCUUGCUCAUAUCUUACUCUUUUUGGGGGGGGGGGUAGGAUGGGGUAGAUAUUUUCCUCCUUAGUAUCUUAAAACAAGCACAAAUUGUAGAUUAUAUAUAUUAACUCUCUAUCUCAUCUACUUCUGAUGCUUUAUGAGAGA
This is a messenger RNA of Thamnophis elegans (Western terrestrial garter snake), 2235 nucleotides long. It is a transcript of the gene ARL3, whose product is annotated as ADP ribosylation factor like GTPase 3. Gene Ontology annotation, cellular component: microtubule cytoskeleton; cytoplasm. The coding region runs from base 155 to 703 and encodes 182 amino acids. Lineage: Eukaryota; Metazoa; Chordata; Lepidosauria; Squamata; Natricidae. Gene Ontology annotation, molecular function: GTP binding; GTPase activity. The transcript is spliced from 6 exons. The record is from RefSeq and is a predicted model, not a curated record. Gene Ontology annotation, biological process: cilium assembly.